AUGAAAUCAAUACUUAAAAAUAAUAAUUAGAUUACAUUUAGUGAAGAAAACAGAGAAAUUAGAGCUAAUCUUCUUUCAUAUCAAGAAAGGUCUGAAGAUCAUGAGGAGUCAAAAAAUAACUAAACUGUUUAAGGCAAUAAGACUAUAUUGUACAAUCCUUACAGAAAUACAGUAGAUACUACUAUGAUUAAUGUAGAAGAGUUUAAUAGUUAGAAGCCUUUAGAUGUUUAUUUAAUGACUUCGUUCGAUGAAAAAGGCUAAUAAAGAAAACCAGGUCUUCUCAUAUGCAAGCACCCUCAUUUAAAAUUAGAUAAAAGGACCUUGUCAAAUUAGAAUAACAAUAAAGCUCCUAAAUAUGACAAACAAAAAAAAUAUUAUCCAACAUUCGACGAAGAAACUGGUUACUAAGGUCGCUUAUUUCCAAUCGACACCGAAACAGGCAAACAUGGACUCCUUUCUUAUUACUCUAAGUAAGUGAAGGGUUUCGAUAAGAUUAAAAUGUUAGUCUGUGUUACAAUGUAUGCGGAAGAGAGAGCUUUCUUAGAGAAUACUUUAAGACACAUUUAUAAUAACAUAGAAUUUUUUGAAAAGGAAGCUGGUGUUCAUCAAAGUCAAAUUGCUGUGGUUGUUUUACAAGAUGGUAUAAUGAAAAUGAGGUAGGAAACUGUUGAUUUUUACUCCCAUAUAGAUGAAAGCUUGAAAAGACCUUGUCAUCUUUAAAACCGUAGGAAUAUAAUAGAUUAACAAAUAAAAUUCUUGAAAUACACAAAACAAGAAGCAACUCUUGAGUCUAAUCAAAAUUUCCCUAAUACAAUUCCUGCAAAAACUACUCUUCUCUAUUAAAACCAAAUUUAGUUCAAUGACUUAAACGAAUUAAAGGUUAAUUUGGGUGAUUAAAAUUUUGACCAAAAUCACAUGGACACAACAAAAAGUGGCUUAAUUGUUUUUUCUGCUUUUAAGCAUUUGAACUCUAAAAAGCUCUCCUCGCAUUUAUGGUUUUUUGAAGGUUUUUGCCAAUAAUUUAAGCCUAAGUAUUGUGCAUUAGUUGACGUCGGUACACUUCCUGCAAAAGAUGGACUAGUUAAAUUCUACAUGGCCUUAGAAGGAAACGAUAAAAUUGGAGGAGUUUGUGGAUUUUUGGGUUUAGAAGAGCCAUAGAUUGGUGAAGAAAAAAGUGAAAGAGAAAUGAUGGCUAUCUAAAAAGAAGCUGAAAAAAAAAUCAAAGAACAAAAGAGACUAAUAAGAGAUGAGUGGCAAGACCAAAAAAAAGAGAAAAAAUAAAACCAAAAAACUCAUAUUCAACAAAAAGUAAAUUAAGAAGAUGACUAAAAAUAAAAGUCAGAGGAAAUAAGAAUAGAAAAACUAAAGAGAAUUAAGGAUACUAAGAACAAAGUUAAUUUAAAGAUUCAAUUAAUUCUAUUUCCAAUUACUCUUUUAUACAUCAUCUUUAAGAAAAUCCUAUUUGAUUUUAUCAUCUAUAACAUUUUUUGGUUUAUUUUUAAAAUCAUUCAAUAUACUUUACUUGGUUUCUUGCGCUUAGGUAGUUUGAAAAAUGCAUAACUAUAUGAGUACACAAUUGCUCACAUGGUUGAUAAAAACUUUGAAUCUUUGUUAGGAUUCUUGCAUGUCUUACCUGGUGCUUGGUCUGCUUAUAGAUAUGAGGCACUACAAGUUAAAUUUGAAGGUAGAGAAACUAUUUUACAGAAGGCUUACUUCAAAUAAUUAUUAAAUCCAAGAAGACUUGAGGGUAAUAUUUAUGAAGCUAAUAUGUUUUUGGCUGAAGAUAGAAUUCUCUGUCUAGGUUUGUAUUGCCAGCCUCAAAAAGAUUAUAUCUUAAAAUAUAUCCCAGAUGCUUAUGCUUUUACUGAUCCUGUAGGAACAUUAGAAGAAUUCAUGAGUUAAAGAAGACGUUGGAUAAAUAGUACAAACUAUGCCUUGGAUUAUGUUCUGAAACAUUAUAGAGGUUUUGUUGAGGAUAGUGGUCAUACUUCUUUAUAGAAAAAGAUUAUACUUCCUUUUAAUAUGUUUUUUGCAGCUUUGGGUAAGUUUAAUACUUACAUGCUUCCAGCUUUCUACAUUUUUGUAGCAAUUAUGUGCAGCUACUAGUUUUUAAAUCCUGAUCUAUAGCAAGGCUACUAGCUUUAUGUAGAUGAAAAUAAAACAGAAAAAUGUUAAUAAAUGGAUACAUAACCAGAUGAUUAGAUGUGCAAUCCUUUAGUAGAACUUAAAAAAUAAACUCUUUGCUAUUAAAUUUGUACAAUUAAAGAUGAUCCAUCAUUUGCAUUAAUAGCCUUGAAUUUGAUUCCUGCAAUCUUCAUAGUUUGCAUUCUAUGCAUUAUAUUUGCAAGUUUAGUUUUGAAGGUUAAAGGAGGCAAUAAACAACUAUAUAAUAAAAUUAUAGAAUAGAGCUUGGAAGAUCAUGAGCUUAAUGAAAUUGGUAGACUUAGAAAUGAGCUAGAGCAGAAGUUGUAAGAUGAAAGAUCUAGAAACGCUGCUGUAUAAAAAAUAAGAAAAAUAGAAAUACAAUAUGAAAAAAAGAUACAUGACAUAAAAGAGAGAAAAGGAAAUUAUACAAUUAGAGAGUUAUAAGAAAUUAAACAAGAGAGCAUUCACACUUUAAAGACAAAGAAAUUCGAGCUUAAAAAAUUGGUUGACUAACUUAAAACUCAAGAAUUUGGUAUGACUGUGUUCAAGGUUCUUUCUGCUAUCAUCUCAGUUAGUUCUUUGCUAAUUGCUGGUAUUGUUUUAGUAAGCGUAGCACUUAAUAUUUACAACAGAAAGAACAAUGUUAUAGUUGGCUUUAAAGAGCUUGAUAAUACCUUGUACUGGUAUAUCAUAGCUCUUUUGGCUACAAAUGUUGCCAGUUAUGUGAUUAUUGCCGUUGUUCAUAUCUGCCCUCAAUACAAACUUGUGUGGUUCAUGUUUAAGUCAUGGUUUAGUUUCACCAUUUAUUAGCCUAUAUACAAUCAUGUCCUUUUAAUCUAUGCAUUUUGUAAUGUUGAUGAUGUUACAUGGGGAACAAAAGGUAUCGGCAAAGACUCUGAAAAGACAAACUUUUAUUUAAAUAAAGUUUAGUUUGUUGGUAAAUGGUUAUUGUUAAAUGCAGUUUUCGUAACACUGCUAAUAUCAGUCAAUUUAUUCUUUGCUUAGACUCCCUACGUUAUGCUAGGAAUAGGUACAUAUGGUACAUCCUAUCUUGCUAUCAAGAGUAUAUUGGCAGCAGUUAAUUAUCUCAGAUACUUUUGCUAUGAAAAGAAAAAAUAUUAUAAGAAAGUUACUCUUUAUAAUACUAAUUUUGAAAAUCCUUCUGCUAAAGCUGCAGCACUCUAAGAAUUUGAAGAAUUCAGGUUAAGAGGAGGUAGAUAAUACAGAGAGUCUAAUUUAUUACAAGAUUUAAAGUGA
Molecule: messenger RNA, 3402 nt
Organism: Tetrahymena thermophila SB210
Lineage: Eukaryota; Ciliophora; Oligohymenophorea; Hymenostomatida; Tetrahymenidae
Product: chitin synthase
Exons: 9
Cellular component (GO): cell septum; cell periphery
Molecular function (GO): chitin synthase activity
Source: RefSeq, a predicted model, not a curated record